CUUCCUCUACCUCCAUGUGAUUCUAGCGGCCAUAUUUUCGGCCAAUCGAGAUUUUUGCGUGCAAACAGUCCUCCUACUUCACGCCGAGCUUCUCUCCUCAUGCUGCUCAGUAAUGCCGGUGCCAUCUCUCAUGCCACAUCGCACCCACUGGCCUCCAGCCCCCUCUUUUCCUCUAUCAACACUUCCAGUAUUCCAACAACCAGUCUCUCUCCGUCAACCUCCUCUACUACCUGCUCUUUUUCUACAGCAGCUUCAGCAUCCACCUUCUCCUCUGGGGGACCCAGAGCUCCGGGAGCAGCAGUCCAUCGGGCUAGUUUAGCUUCGGCUGCUGUAGACCAGGCCACACGUGCUGCUGAGGCUUCUCUCGCGGCUGCUUUGUUGGCGCGUGCUAAGACUCCACCUCGAUAUGCCUCACGAACCGUCAUUAACGAUACAUAUAUGCGUCGAUUGCUGGCCCGCGAAAAUGUCGAAAAAUACAAAAGGACUGCUAAUGAAAUAUAUCGUGCUCAAUUGGCUAAGAUAGCUGCCGCAAGCCGGGGUGAUGAGACUCUCUGUAGCAUUCAAUUGCAUAGCGAGGUGCAAGCUGACUCUGGGAGAGACCAGAGUCUUGGACAUCCUCCAGAACUCUUAAGAGAUGGUUGCGGGCAUGAGAUUGGUAAACAGGACCGUGAACAAAAGUACGAAGAGAGAGUAGUAUUAUGCCACGAUGACACUAUACGGCGCCAAACUGAAAGUACAGACCCUCCUUCAACACUACCGCUGUCAGUUUUGCCCUCGUCGCCAUCAUCAUCGACUUCCGCUUCCUCAUCCUCUGCCUCUUCUGAUUCAUCAUUGCAGAUGGUUGGAAUUGAGACUCCUUCUACUACUUCCUCCAUGAUUUUGGGCCUAGAUAUGCCAACAGGCAAACUUCCAAAACGUCAGGAGAUUAAAGGUAAGCCCAGAUGA
Protopolystoma xenopodis is the source of this 945-nucleotide messenger RNA. The record is from the annotation of a GenBank genome assembly. Lineage: Eukaryota; Metazoa; Platyhelminthes; Monogenea; Polystomatidea; Polystomatidae.